CAUGUAUCAAGCAUCGCAGUCUCUCUGCAAUUACGUUGUUCACAAGGCAGACGGGCCGCCGAUCACAGUUGUGGAAUUCCUUAACACAUUGGAAUGCCCAGCCUCAAUCCUGAAUGCAGCGCAUGCCCAUGAGCUGCUGAAGAAAGCCCAAGAUCUUGAGAACGUCUGUCGAUCCACCAAGGAGGAAUGCCGUCAACGCCUUCAGCAGGCCUUUGUUGAUUUGAAGCAAGCUGAACUUCAGCUUUUUGAAGUUGAGCUUUACAUCGGAUGUAUCCAGUUCAUGGCAUCGAAAGCUGGAGUAGCCCUGCCAGCCCCUCACAUUGAUCGCCCUCCAUCCACUGUUUUGGUUGAAGGAGCAUUGCACACUAUCAAAUUAAAGGGGAACGGCAGUCUGUCAGUCACUCUGGACUG
Molecule: messenger RNA, 411 nt
Organism: Cyclocybe aegerita
Lineage: Eukaryota; Fungi; Basidiomycota; Agaricomycetes; Agaricales; Hemipholiotaceae
Source: the annotation of a GenBank genome assembly